AUGAGUGUGAGACGUAAUAGCCGCCGCUCUGUACGAGACACGAACAAGAUUGAGUUGUCUCCGAAUCGCAUGGGUACCUUGCAGUGUCGUCGAUUGCAGGAGCUCUUCUUGGAGGAAGACGACGACGACGACGACUCUGCUACAGACAGCAAUCGAGUACGACAAGUGGAGAAAUUCCGCUUGGAACGUGUCUUUUGCGCUCCCCAGAUAUACGUGGUGGACAAUUUCUUGAGUGCGUCGGAACUGGAGUACUUUUACAGUUACAUUGAGCGAAUGCAGGAGAGUUUUGAACGCAGUUUUGUGGAUGCUUCUUCGACCAGCGACACUGUGUUGGAUGAUUCUCAUCGCACGUCGACCUUUGUGGGAAUUCCCAAACAAGAAAACAAAACGAUCAGUACCAUUGAAAGUCGUGCCGCCAAUCUCUUGGGUUGCUACAGCACGGAAACUGUGGAGCCACUCCAGUUGGUUCGCUAUAAAGUGGGAGAGUUCUUUGGGGUGCAUCACGACACGGGAGACUACAAUGAAGAGACUGGACAAGUGGCACUGCCGCCUAAGACUGUAUUGGCCAAACGACGGAUUGUCACCAUUUUCUGCUAUCUCAAUACACUGCCAGAAAAGGCAGGUGGGGCCACCAUGUUUCCACAAUGUGGUGACCUGCGAGUCCAACCCAAGGCGGGAAGGGCGGUUCUAUUUCCAAAUAUUACAGCGGAAGGAUUGCCAGAUCCACGGACUGUUCAUGCUGGGGAAGCCGUCAAGAAGAUGCCCAAGAAACCCAAUAAAUCAAGUGGCAAAGCAGAAGAAAGCAAGAAAAAGAAACGCAAAACAACCAACAGUCGUUUCUUUUCCAAACGAAACCCUGUCAAGUACGGCCUCAACAUUUGGUUGACCGAAUCAUAG
Seminavis robusta is the source of this 897-nucleotide messenger RNA. Lineage: Eukaryota; Bacillariophyta; Bacillariophyceae; Naviculales; Naviculaceae. The record is from the annotation of a GenBank genome assembly.